Molecule: messenger RNA, 1140 nt
Organism: Bipolaris victoriae FI3
Lineage: Eukaryota; Fungi; Ascomycota; Dothideomycetes; Pleosporales; Pleosporaceae
Exons: 1
Coding region: 1-1140 (379 amino acids)
Cellular component (GO): mitochondrion
Molecular function (GO): metal ion binding; alcohol dehydrogenase (NAD+) activity
Source: RefSeq, a predicted model, not a curated record
AUGACCGAAGCGACGCACCACCCUCUCUCUGGCUUAUGGCAGCCCACACAACUACAAAGGCUACAUUACGGUCCAGAUUCAGUAACGAAGCAUCUGGUUGCCUGCCUCCCAAAGACAUUCAGCAAGGCCUUUAUCAUUACGGGUACUUCGCUGGCUAGCAAGACUCCCUUGGUGAAGCAAGUCGAAGAGCUCUUGGGAGAAAAACAUGCCGGGACGUUCAGCAGGAUUGGCGAACAUGCACCUAUUGCCGAGCUUGAUGAAGCGACCGAGCUAGUGAAAAAAGAUGCAACUAUCGACACUAUCAUCUCCAUUGGCGGUGGAAGUCCCAUCGAUAGCGCCAAAGCCAUCAGCUAUCGUUUCCACGAAAAGACUGGAAAAUUUCUGUAUCAUAUCACUAUCCCCACCACUCUGGGUGCAGCUGAAUGCACCUUCAUAGCAGGCUACACAGCAGCCGAUGGAGUGAAGAUAGGCGUCAGAGCAAAAGAGCUUGUCCCAAGCGUCGUCAUCUAUGACUCCACAUUUGCUCUAUACACACCGGAGCGAUUAUGGACGAGCACUGGCAUACGCGCCAUGGACCAUGCUGUGGAAAUACUUUACCACCCCACCGCUUCCGAGAUCCCCGCGCGAUGGCUGGCGUUGCAGAGCGCAGCGAUUUUAUUCGAGGCAUUGCUCAAGUACAAACAAGAUCCCAAGGACGAGGAUAAUAUUACCAAGCUCCAACUGGCUGCUUAUGGAUCGCUAGGUUUUAUAGGGUACAACCUCGUAGGCGGCAUUGGACUCUCUCACGCCCUAGGCUACGCCCUUGGUUCUCCGUACAGCAUACCGCAUGGCAUUACGUCCUGCCUUACGCUCGGUCAUGUUGUCAAGCUGAAGGCCCAAGAUCCCGCUGCUGCAGAGCAAAUUGCCCGUCUUCUUCCGUUUAUUGGUGAAAGUGCUUCUGGAGACACCAAGGUGGAUGCGGAAGUUGUCGGAGAUAGGAUUUUGAAGCUGGUCAAGGACUUGGGAUUGGAUAAUGAUCUGAGUAACUACAAGGUUGGCAGAGAUCAGAUUCCUAUUAUCAUGGAAAGAGCGACGGGUGGGAUGAAGGACGGUCCUGUUUAUGAUGCUGUCGAGGGUUUGGUGAAAGGGUUGUUUGCGUGA